Molecule: messenger RNA, 2961 nt
Organism: Linum trigynum
Lineage: Eukaryota; Viridiplantae; Streptophyta; Magnoliopsida; Malpighiales; Linaceae
Source: the annotation of a GenBank genome assembly
CAUUACAUGUCCCUGAGUUAGAAUGAAUGGUUAGAAUACAUGAGCCCAUUACAUGGCCCAAGUUAGAAUGAAAGGUUCGAAUAUGUGAGCCCAUUACAUGGCCGGAGUUGGAUCCUAAGCACCAAGAAGUCAAAGCGAAAGGAAAGAUACAAACAAAUAAUGGGUCGAAUUAAAUAAAUUUGGCAAUUAAUUCCUUCCUUCACGUUUUUUUUUUCUUUGUUAAUUACGUCCUCGACCUCAACUCUACCGCUGCUUCUUCCCCAGAACGCAGUGGCGCGCGUCCUUUUCUUGCAUCUACCACCCGAAGCCCAAAACAAAAGGGCAAAAAGAAAACUGUAUUAAAAGAAAACCCCAGAAAGUAAACACCAUUAUAUACUUGCUAUUAUUGUUGUACUAAUGGAGAGUCUCUCCAAAAGGAAAAUCUGGAAACGAUUCCUCUCAUCAUAAAAGCAGCAAACCUAUCCCCCACCUCUUUUUAUUACAUCACAUAACAUACAGAUUUAAUAAUUGAUUUCAAACCCCACAGUCCAAUAAUCUCUCCGCCCCACCAAACCUCUCCCCAUCUCCACCAUUCUCUCUCGUCAAAAACCUCUGGAACGCAACAACAGCAGUAAAAAAACCACACAACAAGAAAACUUCGAGCGACGGAUAUGGAAGAUAUGGAUGCAAACUAAAAUAUCCUCUCUUUUUUUGUUUUUGUUUUGUUGUGUGUGUGGAUAUUCUCUCGCUGUGGUUUUUGCUUUCUGGGUUUUUUUGCGGUGAAAGAAUUAAAAAGGAAGACACAAAAAAAAGGAGGGUUGCAGGAAAUCUCUAGGGUUUAACGAUGUCGGCUGGAAUUUGUGGGAAGCGGCUGGGUUUCGAGGAGAUUUUUGGAUCUCCAUCCUCUUAUUCGGUGAAGAGAUCCAGGUGCUCCGCUUAUGGAUCUCCCACACGAUCCCCUGAACUUGGGUCCGGAUCUGAUGAUAAAGUUCUCACCUUGCUUCAGAUGUUCCCUGCUCUGGAUCCUGAGUUGGUGAAAACAGCUCUUAGGGAGAACAAUAACAGGAUCGAUGCUGCUAUCGAGAGUCUUCAGGGAAGUCCAUUUCAUCAUGCUGUGGAUAGAAAUGAUGUUCCUUCUUCAAGCGCAUCUACUUGCACUCAACAAAUAGGAAAAGAAGAGGCACAAGAAGUGAAACCAUCAAGUCACUUCGAUAAUCCCAUUGAUGGUUCCAAAUGGGUGGACCUUUUUGUACACGAGAUGAUGACUGCAGCCGAUCUAGAUGAUGCGAGGAGGCGAGCAGCUAGCAUUUUAGAAGCUUUUGAAAAAACCAUUGCUUCUCAGUCCAGGGACGUAUCCAAAGAGAAAGAGAUGGAGAAUGCAUCACUUAGGGAUCAUCUUCAAGGUUUGGUAAAUGACAACCAAAUCUUAAAGAGAGCUGUUGCCAUCCAGCAUGAACGAAACUUGGAGCAAGAAGAAAAGGCAAAGGAAGUGCACAACUUGAAGCUUGUGUUGAACCAGUAUCAAGAGCAAGUUCGUAGUUUGGAGCUAAACAACUACGCUCUAAAGCUUCAUUUACAAAGAGCACAACAACAACCUAGCUCGUUUCCAGGACACUUCCCUCCAGACAUAUGCUAAAAAGCAUCUAAUGACUGUCAUCUAAGGCAUUACUGUUACUAGAUUCGUGAUAUUCUCUUCUUGACGACUGAAGCAUAAAAAUUACUGAUAGGUCAGGUCAGCAAGUAUGAUCAACAUGCUGUUCAGUUUGUAUGGUAGUUAUCAAUCAGCCCAUGUAUAAUUCGAGCAGAAUGACCAGCUCUGUUUGAUAUCUGUAAAACUUUUAUGUGCAAUGAUUUUUUAGCCAACCUCUUUCCCAGUUCUGGAACCUAAACAUACCAUAAUCGUCUCAUAGUAUGAUCGAUGACGCUUAGAUUGAUGGGUUGCUGCUGACAAAUAGGUGCUUUCAUGCUUGUCAUCUGCCAUUAGGAGUGAGUUGCUCACUGUAUCUUUGUAAACCUUCUGGCUACUAGUGUAGUGUGUAGGGAUAAUUUACCUUUGUCGGUUGUAUGGUCUAACCGCAAAACCAAACAGAAAAGUUGGUUAUUUGGCUAAUUGAAAACGGCUCAAAUCAUUUGGUUGGCGGUCAUGGUUGUGACUUGUGUGUAUUUGCCUUCUCAGCUAACCUGUUGGUUGUUGAUAAUAAUCGGUACUUAGUCGGUGCACCACAAAUAAGCGAACCAACCUACCUCCCACCCAUCAUCCACAACAAUGUUUUGAUAACACCUAAAUUGGUGUUAUUUGAUCUUCCAUUUCUUAGGUGUUUGCAUGCCAUAAUCAUCUUUAGCUAUUUGAGAUGGAUUUUGUGCUAUAAUUGCUUAUUAUCUUCAUACUCGAAGAUUUAGGCACUAUUGUUAUCACUUGGCCAUUUGGCUUGAAGUUUGUCCAUUCACAUUCUAUUCUAGGUUAGGUUGUAUUUUCUAGCUUAAUCUCGGGUCCUAGCAUGAUGAGGAAAGGCACGCUAAGUUUACGUGCCAAUCAGAGGUCAUUACAAGGGUGAAAAGAAAGGUGAAAAGAUGAAUUUAUGCAAGUCAUGGUCGGCCGGGAACUCCAGGUCGAGAUGUACCCUCCCACGCAGAAAUGCACAGAAAAGUUUGACGGCCCGACUCGUGGCCAAGAAGGAUUCGUAUUGUGUGAAAGAUCAUGGCCGCAAUUUCCAGAUCACGCCCGUGAUCUCAGGAUCAAGGCUGCGAUAUCGGUGCUCGUGAAAGGCACAGAGGAGAACAACCAUUCUACGACGUUUAUCAAGUCACGAUUGCGACAAGCCUUCUACUUCUCGUUUCAUUAAGGGCAGCGACCUGGAAGCCGUGACAACCCCUCUAGUUAUGCACGGAGGUCGUGACGUGCCUCAUAUUUCACUACAUAACCCCUUUCCCUACAUUUGAGCAAAGGGAGUCAUCCUAGAGAGAUAAAAACAUAGUUUGGGA